Messenger RNA from Naumovozyma castellii, 1998 nucleotides. RefSeq names its product glycine--tRNA ligase (gene GRS1). The transcript has a single exon. The record is from RefSeq and is a predicted model, not a curated record. Bases 1 to 1998 code for a protein of 665 amino acids. Lineage: Eukaryota; Fungi; Ascomycota; Saccharomycetes; Saccharomycetales; Saccharomycetaceae.
AUGAGUGUCGAAGAAGUCAAUAAAGCUAGAACUACAGUUCCUUUCACCAGAGAACAAUUAGAAAGUGUCCUUAGAGGUAGAUUUUUCUACGCCCCAGCUUUCGAAUUAUACGGUGGUGUCUCCGGUCUAUAUGAUUAUGGUCCACCAGGUUGUGCAUUCCAAGCUAACAUUGUUGACGUCUGGAGAAAGCAUUUUAUCUUAGAAGAAGAUAUGUUAGAAGUCGAUUGUACCAUGUUAACUCCAUAUGAAGUUUUGAAGACCUCCGGUCAUGUCGACAAAUUUUCUGAUUGGAUGUGUAGAGAUUUAAAGACUGGUGAAAUCUUCAGAGCUGAUCAUUUGGUUGAAGAAGUCCUUGAAGCUCGUUUGAAGGGUGACAAGGAAGCUAGAGGUGUUGUUGAAGAUGCCAAUGCCUCUGCGCAAGCGGAUGCCGACAAGAAGAAGAGAAAGAAGAAGGUUAAGCAAAUCAAGGCCGUUAAAUUGGAGGAUGCCGUUGUCGAGGAGUAUGAAUGUGUUUUGGCCAAGAUUGAUGGUUACUCUGGUGAGCAAUUGGGUGAAUUGAUGGUUAAAUAUAACAUUGGUAAUCCAGUCACUGGUGAACCACUGGAACCACCAAAAGCUUUCAAUUUAAUGUUUGAAACCGCCAUUGGUCCAUCCGGUCAAUUGAAAGGUUAUUUGAGACCUGAAACUGCACAAGGUCAAUUCUUGAACUUCAAUAAAUUAUUGGAAUUCAAUAAUGGUAAGACCCCAUUUGCAUCCGCCUCCAUUGGUAAGUCAUUCAGAAAUGAAAUUUCUCCAAGAGCUGGUUUAUUAAGAGUUCGUGAAUUUUUGAUGGCUGAAAUUGAACAUUUCGUGGAUCCAUUAGAUAAAUCACAUCCAAAAUUCGAUGAAAUUAAGGACAUUGAACUUUCAUUCUUGCCUCGUGAUAUCCAAGAGGCCGGUAAGACUGAGCCAAUCGUUAUGACUGUUGGUGAAGCUGUUUCUUCUAAGAUGGUUGAUAAUGAAACUUUAGGUUAUUUCAUUGCUAGAAUUUAUCAAUUCUUAAUGAAAAUUGGUGUAGAUUCAACAAAAUUGAGAUUCCGUCAACACAUGGCUAACGAAAUGGCUCAUUAUGCUGCUGAUUGUUGGGAUGGUGAAUUGAAGACAUCCUACGGUUGGAUUGAAUGUGUCGGUUGUGCUGAUAGAUCAGCUUUCGAUUUGACCGUUCAUUCUAAGAGAACUGGUGAAAAACUAGUUGUUAGACAAAAGUUGGAAACUCCAAUUGAAGUCACUCAAUGGGAAAUCGAUUUGACUAAAAAAUUAUUUGGACCAAAAUUCAGAAAGGAUGCUCCAAAAGUGGAGAAAAUCUUAUUAAACUUAUCUCAAGAGGAACUUGCCGCUAAGGCUGAAGAAUUGAAAUCCAAUGGUAAGAUUGCAUUCCAAGUGGAAGGUAUUGAAGGUACUGUUGAAUUAGAUGACAAGUUUGUCACUAUUGAGAAGAGAACAAAGGUUGAACACGUCAGAGAGUUCGUUCCUAACGUUAUUGAACCAUCUUUCGGUAUUGGUCGUAUCAUUUACUCUAUUUUUGAACAUUCUUUCUGGAACAGACCAGAAGAUGCUGCCAGAGGUGUUCUAUCUUUCCCACCAUUAGUUGCUCCAACUAAGGUCUUGUUAGUCCCAUUAUCAACUCACAAGGACUUGCAACCUGUUACUAAGGAAGUUUCUAAGAUUUUAAGAAAGGCACAAAUUCCAUUUAAGGUUGACGAUUCUGGUGUUUCCAUUGGUAAGAGAUAUGCUCGUAAUGAUGAAUUAGGUACCCCAUUCGGUAUUACCAUUGAUUUUGAAUCCGCUAAGGAUGGUUCUGUCACUUUGAGAGAGAGAGACUCAACUAAGCAAGUCAGAGGUUCAGUGGAAGAAAUCAUCAAUGCCAUUCGUGAAAUUACUUACAGUGGUGUUUCUUGGGAAGAAGGUACUAAGAACUUAAAGCCAUUUGUCUCUCAAGCUGAAACAGCUGCUGAGUAA